Molecule: messenger RNA, 3063 nt
Organism: Alternaria arborescens
Lineage: Eukaryota; Fungi; Ascomycota; Dothideomycetes; Pleosporales; Pleosporaceae
Exons: 4
Coding region: 1-3063 (1020 amino acids)
Biological process (GO): proteolysis
Molecular function (GO): serine-type endopeptidase activity
Source: RefSeq, a predicted model, not a curated record
AUGGAAAGCACACGCCUACAAGAACCUGAUGAAUUGGAGAUAGCGAAUGGACAUGAUACUGAUAAGGCUGCCGAAAGCGAGACCGACAAGGAGGGGGACUCCAGUGAGUCGGGAAGUGAGGAUGAAGAAGAGCACGAACAAGACAUCAAAGUCCAAUUCGAGCACAUCAUCGCCGGCUUCAGGGAGGGCAAGCUGAACAUCAAAACCAUCAUCAGCAACCAGGACGAAUACAACUACCUUGACCAAAGGACAAACGACCAUAAUCCGAGGAAUCUUCUGCACAUGAUUGUAGAGGCAGGAAAGGACAGCGCGAGUGCGCUGAAGCCGCUCGUGGAACAUGUGAUCAAGCAGCAUUGUCACCUCAUGAAAGAAACGGACAGUGCUGGCACCACGCCACUGCAGGCGGCCAUCAUAGGCGGCAUCACUAAACUUGUGGAGUAUAUGUGCGAUGCCUAUAAUGCCAAGGGGAAUAUCGAUGUCGUUCUGGCGCUUGUGGACUCAAAGAAUAACAACUGCCUUCACAAAGCCAUGCUCAGCAAGCACAAGUAUGCGCGCAGAAUUGCCCUCAAGCUCAUCAAACGAGUACGCAAUGCUAAGACGCUGGAAGCCCAGAAUAACGAAUUCAAAACCCCGCUUCACAUUGCCGUCGAGUGGGAGCGCUGCACAGAAUCGCAAAUGGACGUCGUGCGCGCACUAGUGAACGCUUGCGACGCUGCUCUGAACGUCAAUGUAGGCGCCGACAUCGAGCCGUAUCGGCUAUCGGUGUAUCGAUACCACGAGAAGACGAGACAAGCAGCGAAGAAGGCUGAAGCUGAGGCUAAAGACACAAGAGAAGAGCGCAGCAGUAACAGAUCGAGCGACAAAACAAUAACCAGCAGCCGAAACGCAAAGGAAAGUUCUAAAAGUGUACCAGGAGGGCAACAGGUGCCAAAAGCCCCAGAUCAGGUCCGUCCAGUCCCAACCCACCAGCUCAAUCGCUCCAAGGAACAGCCACAGAGCAGACACAAGGAUUCAGCGACUGAGCAUCAGGAUCUUCCAAUGAAAGGAAUUCAGCGCCAGCCUACACGACUCGAUAUUGUGAAUGAAUCUAGGCCAGGUGGGAAAUUAUCUGUGGCGAUGUCGCCUGCCGUGUCCAAGGCACCGGCCUCGGGUACUAACAAGGCAUCCAAACAUAAAGAAGUGGUCACAGAGACGACGGCAAAUGCAAUUCGAGACUUCUUGAAGCUGUAUUACAUGGGAACCCAAGAAGAUCACGAAAGCAUUGUUUCAUUUCUCUAUGGGCCAGUUCAAGAAAAGGAGCUGUACUGGUCAUUGGCCGAUGGGCCUCCCAUAGUUUCAUUGCAGAGGCUGCAGAAGAUGAGUUACGUCAAUUUCGAAGAUACUCUCAAAUACGUGUUGCUCCCCAACAUCCGGAUAGAAAAACCUCCAGCUGCGGUUUCCAAAUUUCUCUCAAGGUCUACUGCCAAGGAUACAGGCAAAGGUCGGGAUGACUAUACGGUUAUUUUUGACUGGCUUCGAAGCAAGGGCGUGAAGCGAAUCUUCAAUCUAUACAUCGACGAUAGCGAACAGCCGGCUCACAGUGAUGAGACCAUUGAAAAAGCUCUCCAGGGAAUUGAGGUGCUCAAGGUUUGGGACUGGCAGAGAACAGAUCUCAGCUCCGAGGUCAUAGCAAAAGCUGCCCCGAAUGUCAGUCAAGUCAACCUCUACUGGGGUGGAAACAAUGCUGUCCUGCGCAGCUGGAGUGAGUCAGAGGGCCUCAACCAAUUGAAAAAGCUUGACACAGUCGUGCUGUAUGCGACUCAGGGUUUGGAGACACGAGCGAGAGAGAAACGGAACUUGGAUGCAUUUUGCGCAAGACUGAAGCACAACAGAAGCCUACUCAUCGAAAGCAUCGAAAGCAAGCAAUCCAACGAUUCCAAGAACCAAGAACCACUCCCACCAACAAUCGAAGUCCAACGAGAUGCACUUCCUUUAAAGAAGACGGAACUCGGGGAGGGACUAACGGCCGCACAAGAGCCACAAAAGGAUCAACAUAAGUGGCUAACGUGCAUGGAUGAGUUCGCAACCUUCAUUCAGAACGUCGAUCUGGAUACUUCGCGCUUGAGUGGGGUUGAGCAGAGGCCAAUCGUGGUAGCUCUCAUCGACGAUGGAUUAGACAUCAACGAACAAUCCGUAGUCGACAAAGUGAUUGGAGGCCGCAGCUUCCGCAACCAAAACAAUCUUAACGCGCCAUACUGGGCAACUAGUGGCUUUCAUGGCACCGUCAUGGCAAGCCUGAUUUGCAGGGUUUGUCCCAUGGUCCAGCUUUACGUUCUUCGGCUCGAUGAGUAUAGUGGCAAAGAGCAAGGCAAACGGCAAAUUACGGCUAAGAGCGCCGAAAAGGCCGUGCGCGCAGCUAUCGACCGAGGUGUAGACAUUAUCUCUAUGUCGUGGACAAUCGAGAAGACGGUUGACAACGAAGCCGACAUCAGGAAGCUUGAAAUUUCUCUGGACGAAGCGGCUAAGAAGAACAUCCUUCUCUUCUGCUCUGCCAACGACCAGGCUACCGACGCCAAUGGGAGCCAUCCAGCCGCCAACCCAACACGCUUCAAGAUCGGUGCCGCGACAGCAUGGGGCACCGCCUGGCGCUGGACUCGGGCCUCUCAUGUCGACUUCAUCUUCCCUGGCGACCGGGUCAUCAAAGACCGGCCUGGCAAUGUGCCAUUCGAGAAGUGCAGUCUAGUCAGCGGCUCGAGCGUCGCGACAGCCUUGGCAGCAGGUUUGGCUGCUUUGGUACUAUAUUGCGUACAGUUCUCGGUCUAUCAUCGCAAUGCGACAAAUCAGCAAGGCAAGGGCGUUACGUUGGAAGACUUCCAAGCUAUGAAAACGCGUGAUCGCAUGGCGGAAGCGUUUCAUGCAAUCUACACUACCAGGGACAGCGAUAAUAAGUAUAUUGAGGUUUGGAAUACUUUCGAGACAGCACCAAGAGAAGGGGAGGGUAAGGACAAGGAUACUAAACGUGAGAUUAUUGUGACCGUGGCGAACAAACUGAUUUCUAGAAGGAAAUUAGUUUUUAGGUCUUGA